This is a messenger RNA of Momordica charantia (bitter melon), 948 nucleotides long. RefSeq names its product EPIDERMAL PATTERNING FACTOR-like protein. Gene Ontology annotation, biological process: stomatal complex development; guard cell differentiation. The record is from RefSeq and is a predicted model, not a curated record. Lineage: Eukaryota; Viridiplantae; Streptophyta; Magnoliopsida; Cucurbitales; Cucurbitaceae.
CCUCUGGUUAUGGAAAAACUUUGCAGCAUUUCGGAGUAUUUCCAAAUUUUCCUCUCGUCUUCUGCCUCCUCCUUUGUCUUUUGCUUCGUCGUUUCACUGUUCCAAUAAACUCUUCUUCCAUCUUCUUUUCUCUUUCCUCAAUUAUUUUUUCCCAUUUCCAAUCCAAAGUUCAAACCCCUUCAUUUUUGUUUUCUUUUUUACUAGUUAAUUUUUGGGUUAUAGUUUUUUGGCCUUGGCCUUCGGGGCUCUCCUUUCGAGUUCUGAACUUCUGAGGGCUUCUGCACUUUUCGCUUGGUUUUAUUUUUAACCUCCCCUUCUCCAGGGAGAAUUCCCUGUCUCUUUCGCACCUCCACUGAGAAAAAAGAAGAAUGAGUUGUGAGUGUAACAACAAUGGCGUCAUUGGGCGCAGCAGAAUCUUGUGUGCGACUGUUCCUUUUCUCUUUCUUCUGAUUUUGGCAUCGACCCAGAUGAGAUUCAUGGCUGAAGGAAGAUUGGUUCCAAAGAGAGGCCAGACAGUGGGUGAAGAGAAAGUGGUAUUGAGAGGACAAAUUGGGUCAAGGCCUCCAAAAUGUGAAAGGAGAUGCAGCUGGUGUGGGCACUGUGAGGCCAUUCAGGUGCCUACAAACCCACAAAAAUCAGCCAACACAAACUCUUCAGCAUUCAACAACAUGGCUUAUGCAAGAGAUGAAGCCUCCAAUUACAAGCCCAUGAGCUGGAAAUGCAAAUGUGGGAGCCUAAUCUUCAACCCCUAAACAAAUAAUCCAUAAUACCCCACUUUUCUUUCUGUAAAUUAGUGAUUAUAUAUCAUUGUUUCUUUUUAACUUAACCCACUCUUCUUCUUCUUCUUUUUUAUUUCCUCCUCUAUCUGAUCUCUUUUGUUUUGGAACUGUUUUGGUACUGAAAUUCAGGGUUACGUUGAAAGCAGGCAUUUGAUGAUGAGUAUUAUUA